Ilyonectria robusta is the source of this 773-nucleotide messenger RNA. Its product is annotated as cytidine deaminase-like protein. Gene Ontology annotation, molecular function: catalytic activity. The coding region runs from base 91 to 594 and encodes 167 amino acids. The record is from RefSeq and is a predicted model, not a curated record. Lineage: Eukaryota; Fungi; Ascomycota; Sordariomycetes; Hypocreales; Nectriaceae. The transcript has a single exon.
CACAUCGGACGAAUAUCCCCCACCAACAUCCCCGCUCCAAGACUAGCUCGACAUCAUCAACCUCAUAGUGUCUCCUACUCUUCUUCAAUCAUGGACUCAAUAAUACCCGGGGACCACAAGGCCGCCAUGCAACGCGCCCUCAGCUUGGCCGACAAAUCUCCUCCAAAACCGACCAAUUUCCGCGUGGGGGCUCUCAUCGUCCGGCUCAGCGAUAACGCUGUCCUCGCUGAGGGCUACACCCUUGAACUUCCUGGAAACACUCAUGCUGAGGAGUGCUGCCUGCUAAAGCUAGCCGAGGAACACAAAACGUCAGAAGAGGGCCUGGCCGAUGUGAUGAAAGGCCCUCAUGCUCUUUACACCACCGUCGAGCCGUGCUUCAAACGCCUCAGUGGCAAGCUUCCAUGCGUGGAAAGGGUUUUGCGUCAGAGCUCAUGGAUCACCACAGUCUAUGUGGGUGUUCUAGAACCAGAAACUUUUGUUGGCCAGAAUACAGGGCUCCAAAUGCUCAAGGCUGCCAGCAUCAAUGUUCACCACGUCGACGGCCUGGAGGAAGAGAUUCUCAAAGUUGCGACUGUAGGGCACAUUGCUGCUUGAGAAGGAUUCCAAGUGGUAAUUCAUGAGUGGUCCAAAUUACAUGUGGUCUAUGUCAUUUGCUAGAUCCACAAUCAGAUCGAGGGGACCUCGUUUCUUGGAAUCAUCUCUAGAGCGCUGCCCCGCCACCAUUCCCCAUCCAUCACCCUUUUUGGGUCUCAGUUGGGGCUGCCAGGAUGGCU